Saccostrea cuccullata (small rock oyster) is the source of this 3052-nucleotide messenger RNA. RefSeq names its product delta-1-pyrroline-5-carboxylate dehydrogenase, mitochondrial-like. Gene Ontology annotation, molecular function: L-glutamate gamma-semialdehyde dehydrogenase (NAD+) activity. The coding region runs from base 110 to 1816 and encodes 568 amino acids. The record is from RefSeq and is a predicted model, not a curated record. Lineage: Eukaryota; Metazoa; Mollusca; Bivalvia; Ostreida; Ostreidae. Gene Ontology annotation, cellular component: mitochondrial matrix. The transcript has 15 exons.
AAUUCUUUCAAAAACGAUAGGAUUUACUUUUUAUAGAGGUUUCAUCAACAACACGAGUAAACAGGCAAUACUUGAGCCGAAGACUAAAGUGAACAGAAUCGCAGGAAAGAUGAGGAGUGUGCGAUAUUUGCAGAAAUUUUUGCGACCCUCUCUUCGGUGUCAGCAGGUGAGAUGUGCAAGCUCUGCGACAAACUAUGACUACAAUACAUACAUAGCUGCUAAUGAACCCAUGUAUAACUACGGACCAGACUCAAAAGAAAGAAAGCAGCUGGAGGAAGUCCUAGAUAAAUAUCGGAAUAAAACAGAAGAUAUUCCUAUAGUUAUAGGAGAUGAAGAGUUUAGAACCAAGGAUGUGCGGUAUCAUGUUAUGCCAUUUGAUCAUCAGAAGAAAGCAGCUAAAUUUUAUUAUGCAACUCCAGAAAUUAUCCAAAAAGCUAUUGACAAUAGCUUAAAGGCCAGAAAACAAUGGGCGAAAACUCCAAUAGAGAAGAGAGCUGAGAUUUUUAUGACAGCAGCCGAGAUGAUAAGUAAAGAGAAGAGAAUGGAUUUAUUGGCAACCACGAUGAUUGGCCAGGCUAAGAACAUAUGGCAGGCAGAAAUAGAUGCUGCAGCAGAGCUGGUUGAUUUCCUAAAAUUUAACUGUCAGUUUGCAAGAGAUAUGACUUCCUAUCAGCCAUUGAGCCCUGAAAUAGACACUGUCCAGAAUUCUGCUGUCUACAGAGGUUGUGAGGGUUUCUGGGCAGCCAUCACUCCAUUCAACUUUACAGCCAUUGGUGGCCAUCUUUGUUCUGCUCCUGCUUUGAUGGGUAAUGUUUGUCUGUGGAAGCCUUCCGACACUGCUAUGCUGUCUAACUACACAGUUUACAAAAUCUACAGAGAAGCCGGCCUCCCUCCGGGUAUUAUUAACUUUGUGCCAGCAGAUGGACCCGUGUUUGGUGAUGUCAUCACAAAAUCUCCUAAUUUAGCAGGUGUCAAUUUCACUGGCAGUGUUAGAACAUUUAAAACUAUAUGGAAAUCAGUUGCCCAAAACUUAGACAGCUACAUUUCAUACCCAAAGUUGAUCGGAGAAUGUGGAGGAAAAAAUUUCCAUUUCAUCCACAAAUCGGCAGAUGUUACAUCAGUAGUUGUUGGUACGAUACGGUCAGCAUUUGAGUAUGGAGGACAAAAAUGUUCAGCAUGCUCACGGAUGUACAUUCCACAAUCCAUGUGGCCAGAGGUGAAGCGGAAAAUGCUGGAUAUCCUCAGUCAAAUCAAACUAGGGUCUGCUUUAGACAACACAGUCUUCCUAUCAGCUGUUAUUGAUGACAAGGCAUUUAAAAGAAUCAAAUCAUAUAUCGACUAUGCAAAGGACUCCCCCAACCUGACUGUGAUAGCGGGAGGUCAGUGUGAUGAUAGUCAAGGUUAUUUCGUAGAACCCACCCUAAUUGAGACAACGGACCCACAAGAUAGAAUUAUGCAGGAGGAAAUCUUUGGCCCAGUGUUGACUGUGUUUCCAUACCCUGAUGAUGAAUACAUGAAGUACGCAGAACUGGCUACCAAGACCUCUCCAUAUGCUUUGACAGGGGCUGUUUUUGCAAAGGAGCCUAAAGCAAGGGAGGAAUUAGUGGAUGCCUUCCAAGACGUGGCAGGAAACUUUUACAUUAAUGACAAAUCAACAGGAUCUGUAGUGGGCCAGCAACCAUUUGGUGGAGAUCGCUUGUCAGGAACCAAUGACAAGGCAGGUGGCCCCUAUUAUCUGACCAGGUUUGUGUCGAUGCAGUGUGUGAAAGAAUCAAAGGUCCCCCUUGAAACUUGGAUGCUGCCCUCUAUGAAGUAAAUCUUCAUAUGAAAACAUAUGAAAGACUCUCCAGAGUUUCCAAACAGAUGUAAUGUUGUAUCAGUGAUCAGCAUGUAAUGUAACAUUUAUCCGGUAUAUAAACACAUAUCAUAAUUUAGGUGUACAACUCGUUACUCCUAUAAAAUUCAUAUUAGCAUUUAUGUCCACUUUUAUUGGGGGUGUCAUUAUCUGUUGCUUGUAAGGUGAAGUUCAAGAUCAAUUGAUGCUCAAAGCAUGUGAAUUUAAAAUGAUCUGAAAAAAAUGUGAGUGUAAAACUAAAUGGGUAUUGAUAUCAGAAUCUCAAAGUUAUAAUGAUAUGAACCAGUACAAUACAAACUGCUUGAUACUCGCUGUCAAUUUUCAUUGAUACUUUUGUUGAUCAAUAUUAUUUUUUUCUUUGUUGAAAUCCACAUAUAAUGUUGGGAGUUUUUAACCUGGUUUGUAAUUUUAUGAAUGUGUAUUAUGCAUUUAAAACAUGUAAAUAGCAUGGCAUUUGCUCAAGAAAGAGUGGUUUUCAUUUUUAUUUGUUUUCAUUUUUGUUAGUUAUUAGAUUAUUUUUGAUAUAGAUUAUGAUUGCUUUUGAUAUAGUGCUAAAAUAUAAUUUUAGGAGGCGAAAGUUACAGUAAAAUGUAGAUUUUUUCAUAUCUUUCUUCUACCUCUUAAUUUAUAGAAAUUUACAGUAUUUAUGAAGGUGCAUUAUUUAUAGCUCUCAGAUACAUGAAUUUCCAUCUCAGAAUACAUCUUUUGAAUAGUGAGUUUAAUAGUUCAGUGCAUAAAAAAAAUAUGUUCAUUAUACAGAAUUCUGCAAUUCACAUUUUGUGAAAUUAUGUUUUGUAAUAAAAAUGCUUGGAACAUUUUCAGUGUUAACCACGAUUUGCAUAAUACCUUUGUGUUAGAUUUUUUUUUUAUCAAAAGUGUCAUGAACAAGAUUUCCUUUUGAUUGAUAUUUUUUUUAUUGUUUGCUAAAUGAGAUUGAUACAUUUAUUUAUUUUUUUUAUCCCAAUUCCUAUGUCUUAAAAUUCAAGUUGUUUGCCAAAAUCUCACCUGAAUUAAUAUAUUACCUCUGUAGUUCAAUUUUAAAUUAUUGUUUUGUUUUUGUAUCAAACAUCUACAUUAGAUGGAAAUACUAUAUAUUUGUAAGUUUUGUAGCAAUGAAUACAAAUUCUGAUAUUUAUGAGUCUUGAGAUUAUAUUUUAUUUUUGCUGCAUGUGCUUCAAGCAUCACAAUACCUGUUGC